Lactuca virosa is the source of this 363-nucleotide messenger RNA. Lineage: Eukaryota; Viridiplantae; Streptophyta; Magnoliopsida; Asterales; Asteraceae. The record is from the annotation of a GenBank genome assembly.
AUGGAACAAGAACCCGAGGAGGAUCGUACCGAGGAUCCAGAGGAGAUGGAACAAGAACCCGAAGAGGAAAUGGAGAUCGAGGCAUACGAGUCCAUGGGAGAAGUGACCCCUAUAGAGGAGGAACGACAUGUUGCAUCGCCACCUCCUACCUCUUAUUACCUAGGCUCGGGUCUCACAGGGAACCUUCACUCGUACGAUGCUGCCCCUAUUGAGCCUACAUCGAACCCUGUAUCUGAAGCCCCUCGUGCGAUUCAGGAGAUGAGAAUGCAUGAUCCUGCCUGGAUAACCGAAGUUGUGAAUGAAUGGGUCCGAGACCAGGGAGGAACCCAUCCAUUUGAAGUAAGGCGAUGCUCGAAGGCGUAA